Gamsiella multidivaricata is the source of this 2527-nucleotide messenger RNA. RefSeq lists its product as uncharacterized. Gene Ontology annotation, cellular component: nucleus. The record is from RefSeq and is a predicted model, not a curated record. NCBI's taxonomy places the organism in Eukaryota, Fungi, Mortierellomycota, Mortierellomycetes, Mortierellales, Mortierellaceae. Gene Ontology annotation, biological process: regulation of DNA-templated transcription. Gene Ontology annotation, molecular function: DNA-binding transcription factor activity, RNA polymerase II-specific; RNA polymerase II cis-regulatory region sequence-specific DNA binding. Bases 148 to 2472 code for a protein of 774 amino acids. The transcript has 2 exons.
UGGCUGAUAAUGUCAAAAGUCCCUCCAGCCCAAAGACCCUCCACAUUCCUUACGCUCUAACAAGCAUCGCUUUACAGUACGAAGGCUACUUAUCUUUUCCUCUCGGUCAACAACGCGCCUUUAUUUAUCUUUACCUCCCCACUUGCGAUGACAUCGAGCGACACAAACGAAUCUAUCGAUCCUUCAGUGUCUCCUACCACAGCCAACCUAUCCGCACUCCAGUAUAAAAAGCGCCCAUCCUCAACAAUGUCGCCUCCUCACUCUGCUCCCUGGAACCCCGAUCAUCCCAGCACAGGCCCCCACAGCCACGAACCACCCUUUAAAUCACAUCGCUCGCUUUCCCCAUCUGAAGGUACCAACAAACGUCCCUGGACCAAUGCAGAACAGGAGGCACUCUACGUCGCAGUCGAACGACACAAUCUCUAUGGCCGUUGGGCAAAAGUCAGGGAUCACAUGCAUCUGGAGCGCUCUGUGGCCGAGAUCGAACAGGAAUACAUGCGUCUCUAUGGUGAACUUCCGGACUCUGAGGACGAAAACCAGUACAGACAGGGAGAACAACGAACCAAGUCAUCGCACGUACACGUACAUGGCCAUACAACCCCCGUCCUCACAACCGCAUCCACCUCCACCUUGAGCACACAGUCGUCCCUAGAGGCUUUCAGCAGCCGAUUCCACCACUCUCCAUACCCAUCAGCAUCAGAACACUCCUACCGAUCGCCCCGCCGAAUACACAGUGUCCCGCAUUCGAAUUUGGAUGAUGCCCACCAUAACGAUGAGAACGACGACUUGAGGAUGGAUGCCGAGCAGUCCUCCCCUGUUUCGCGUCUUCUAAGUGGCAAGAACAGCGGCAAUCGAAGUCGGUCCGAUAGCACCACGGUCGAUGGUAAGCCUACCCGUACAGUGCGCGUAUGGACGCCGCAGCAAUCAGAACAGCUGAAGAGCCUCAUCGAGGAUUGUUUCCCAGACGGCUAUCGUAUCAACUGGGUUUGGGUCGCCUCGCAAAUGGGUAACACCUUUACUCGGAAACAAUGUAAAAACAAGUGGGAGAUAAUGCGACGCCGAGCUGGGACAGAGGAGGAGAUCAAUCUACUAAAAAAGGGACACGAAGAGUUUGGACCGGCCUGGAGUAAGAUCCAGGAAAAGUACCUGCCCGAGCGCUCCCAGGGCGGAAUUUCCAUCAUGUGGAAUCUCUUGCAAGCUCGUGAGUCGGAACAGCAGUAUCCGUCCGAAAAGCACCAGUCCGAAGCACGUGAAGGAAGCAUUCAGCCUGGCUCAGCGCCCAAACCGCCCGCACGCUCGCCGCGAUGGAAGACCGCAUCCCAGCCAAUGGCUCUAGGACUAGGACCAGCUUGUAGAAAGAGUACAGAACGGGAUCGCCCAUACCGGCCCCGGGUCCUCACACAGCCCACCGGGGACGACCAAGAAGGGCCACAGCGUUCUCCCUCGGACAGGAACAGGGAUAUGAUGGACAGACAGCAAUCGGACUACUACUCUCACAAUGAGCCCACAUCAAGGGAAACAUCACUAUCACCUCUCUGGAGACGGGAAGCAGCAAAUAUAGGGCCGUCAGUCUGUUCUACCGCACAGCACAUGGAAGGGAUCUCGUCAUCCAAAAGGUUCUCUGUAUCCUCCACAGAUUCGUUCUACAUGUCGACCGGCCAGCCAGAGCACUACCACCCUCAACAGCAUCAACAACAACAUCAUCAGCACCACCAACAACAACACCACCGUCCACUGCGAGGGGACCAGGCAGCAGACUCUGGAUUCGAGCCCUGGACAGAAAGGAAUCGACCCAUGACCUGGACCGAGCCCUUAACACGACAACUAGAGGAGAUUAUCCACCAGUACUUUCCUAGUCAGCAAAAGGUCAAUUGGGUCAAAGUAUCGACUCUCAUGGGGAGGAACCCGGUGGUGACAAAGGAACAGUGCAAGCGUCGAUGGUAUCUCAUGUCACAGUACGAACACCUCCGGCCCCGAUUAAGAGACUCGUCACCGGCAAUCAUCACAUUGAGCGCACCGAACGACAUGGCUGUGGAUAUGGACCCAUCUGGUGCAGAAUUGGACGCACGACGUGGCAGCCACGCACGAUCGUUGCCCACAAGUCCGAUCCCAACCCAGCUAUCGUCAGAGAUGUCACCGCUGGCUUCGCAUCUCUCGAAGCGACCGUCGGAGUAUGUACCGUGGACGGAAGAAGAGGUCGAAAAGCUGAAGCAAGGUGUCGAGAAAUUUGGAAGAUCGUGGACAGAUAUCCAGCACCACUAUCUGAAAGACCGAUCUGUGGGAUCGAUGGCAAGCAAGUGGGAUUAUUUACUACUGAAGAUGAGGUCAACUAUGCGACCCGGUCCGGAACCUGCUCCAUCCGGGGUACCCCAUUCGCAUCCAAAGAUGUCUGGUGCGGAUUUUUCAGAGGAGGAGAUGGAAGUCGACGAGUAUGCCUACAUGGAUACGAGCCGUAUCCACCAUCAAGCCUAGGCUGUCCGAGACAGGCGUCGAUAUUUUAUGGAUGUGUCUUGUUUGCUUAUCAUUG